UACACCAGAGUCAAACACAAGACUUGACUCUCAGCCACCGCCUCUCUAGACUUAUUAUUAUUUUAUAUACAAUUUUUCAUCUUCAAAAGCUGCUUGAGAUCAUUAUUUUCAAUCACCAACACACAGAAUCAGAAAGAAAGAUGAACAGCAACAACAAUACUGAAACUCGUCCAGAUCAUAUGGACGAUGAUGAAGAAGAAGUUGCACUCCCAGGGUUUCGUUUCCACCCAACUGAUGAAGAACUUGUAGGGUUCUAUCUUCGAAGAAAGAUUGACAAGAAACCACUCAGUAUUGAGCUCAUCAAACAAGUUGAUAUCUACAAAUACGAUCCAUGGGAUCUUCCAAAGCCUAGCAGUGUUGGAGAGAAAGAAGGAUACUUCUUUUGCAAAAGAGGGAGGAAGUACAGGAAUAGCAUAAGACCAAAUAGAGUGACGAGGUCUGGAUUCUGGAAAGCAACUGGCAUUGAUAAGCCUGUGUACUCAAAUGGAGGAGAAGGCAGAGACUGCAUUGGGCUCAAGAAAACUUUAGUAUACUACCGAGGAAGUGCAGGAAAAGGCACCAAAACCGAGUGGAUGAUGCACGAGUUUCGCCUCCCCGCCAACGAUAGCAACACCACCAACCUUGUCAACGCUAAAAGCUCUGCCCAAGAAGCGGAAGUUUGGACACUGUGCCGAAUUUUCAAGAGAAAUGUGUCGCACAGAAAGUACACACCAGAUUGGAGAGAAAUAUCUAACAAACGUCAACCAGUUGCAAUUGACAUAAGCUCUAAGACAUGCAGUGUGGAUUCUAACAGUCGAGAAAACUACCUUAGUUUUGGUGCUCCACGCAUUCAAUAUAGCGAUAAGAAGCCUGUUAUUAAUCAUGUCAAUGAGAGGAAACAGUUGCAUGCAGACCAACUGAGCUCUAUAACUCAGCCUCCAUCUAUGGCAUCCUCGUCGAAUAUUUCAAGUCCUUACGAGAAUGAGGUCUUCGCUUAUGGUGAUUGGGAUGAACUUAGAUCAGUUGUGGAGUUUGCUUUUGGUCCUUCACUUCUGUAAAUAUUUCACUAGUUAUAUUAUGGCGAUUUCUAGCACGUACUUUAGAUUGCAGGUUGGUUUUGUUUAUAUAUGAUCCUAUAAAAGACCUUCACUUACCAUGAACUAAUUCAGCUCUGGAUUGAAAGCUAAUUAAUGUAAUCUAUAUAAUGGCUUGUUUUUUUUUGGGAAUGUUCAUGGAAAUUGAAUUAGGCGAUUUUAAUUUUAUAUAUGCAGUUGUGUCAAA
Messenger RNA from Hevea brasiliensis (rubber tree), 1260 nucleotides. RefSeq names its product transcription factor JUNGBRUNNEN 1. NCBI's taxonomy places the organism in Eukaryota, Viridiplantae, Streptophyta, Magnoliopsida, Malpighiales, Euphorbiaceae. Gene Ontology annotation, molecular function: DNA binding. The record is from RefSeq and is a predicted model, not a curated record. Gene Ontology annotation, biological process: regulation of DNA-templated transcription. Bases 141 to 1037 code for a protein of 298 amino acids. The transcript has 3 exons.